AUGGCAUCUUCAUCUGACCAAAGUCCCCUCUUACAGGGUAUGAAGGUCCUCCCUUCCGCUCUCAUAGCCACCAUCAUGACCAAGCUUGACAUCCGCUCCAUCCAGUCACUUCCAUCCACUUGUAAGACCUUCCGCUCCUGCGCCGCCCACAUCUUGUCUUUCGUAUCCACCUUCCACCUUUUUUUCAUUUCUUGUUCCGGUCAUAUCUGCUUUAUCUGCUUUAACUCCCAAAUAUGCUUGUGGGACAUCAAUGCAACUCCAAGGAAUAAGACUCUUGAUGCAAUGCAAAUUUUUAAGAUUCAUGAAGGCAUUGUAGAAGACGUAGCAUGGCAUCUCAGGCAAGAGUACUUGUUAAGUCUCCCUAACUUGUUCCUUGAACAGCUACAGAGGCGUCCCAAAUCAAAAAGCGGGCCACUUGGGCCUCCUGGGAUUGCUUACUAUCAAUUAUUUUCUCCUGCUGCACCCACGAUUGGAGGGAAUGCUGGGAAAUUAGUUACAACUUCUCCGUUCUCGACUGGAAUGAUGGCUACUGAUGGUUUAUCAAUUCAAUAUGGAGGCAGUGGAAACUUUCCCAUAGGUACAGAGCCUUGCAUGGCAAGGUCAAUUAUCAUACAUGGAUCACUCGUUGAAGCAUUACUGAAAUGCUUAGGUAGUAUGUCCGUACAACUAGAGAAUUGUAUUUAG
Fraxinus pennsylvanica is the source of this 684-nucleotide messenger RNA. NCBI's taxonomy places the organism in Eukaryota, Viridiplantae, Streptophyta, Magnoliopsida, Lamiales, Oleaceae. The record is from the annotation of a GenBank genome assembly.